This is a messenger RNA of Entamoeba histolytica HM-1:IMSS, 651 nucleotides long. RefSeq lists its product as uncharacterized. Lineage: Eukaryota; Evosea; Mastigamoebida; Endamoebidae. The coding region runs from base 1 to 651 and encodes 216 amino acids. The transcript has a single exon. The record is from RefSeq and is a predicted model, not a curated record.
AUGAGUUUCGAGAGAUAUAUCCAAUACUUAAGAGAUGAAAAUGACAUUGAUAUUGCUCUUGGUAGUUUAGAUUCAAUCAUUUCAUUAUCUCAAGAUUAUGAAGAUGUACAAAACUCAGUUGUUAAAUUAGUUGUAGAGAAAUUAAAUACUAUUAUUAAAAUAACUUGUGCUGCAUGUUGUUCUGUUGAUUUAAUGCCAUUCUUAAAUAAAGCAAAUGGUGAAUUAUCAGUCAUGGAAAGUAGUGAUGUUAAAUGGCAUUAUACUGAUGGUAAAUCAUAUCAAAUUUGGUUACCAUUAGGUAAAAUACAACCAGCAAAAGUAAGACCAAAUUCAUUUCAAUUAUCACCAUUUCUUUAUUUUCAACCAGAUGUUUUUGUAUUAGCAUUUGAUGUAUCAAAUAUAAAAAGUUUUGAAGAAUUUAAGAAUUUUGAAGAAUGGAAAAAUAUUAGUCAUUAUCUAAUAUGUAAAAAAUUGAUUGUUAUUGGAUUAAAUAGUGAAUUACCUCAUGCUAUUUCUAAUGAAGAAAUUAAAUCAGUAUUACGUCUAAUUUCACAUGAUAAAAUAAUAGUACAAUAUCUUGAAUGGAAUAUAAGAACGUCUCAAAUAAAUGAUUUUAUUUCAUUAGUUGAUCAAAUGAUUCAAAAGAAAUAA